AUGCUUGAUCUUACUAACGAUAAUCGAAAUAUUUCAUUUAUUAUAACUAAUAGCAAUUGGACAGAAGCAAGCGAUGGUACACAAUUAAUUGUUACAGUUAAACUUCAGUAUCCUGUCUAUUGCUCGUCGAUAUGUUCAGAUGCACUUAUUACUGAAUUGUAUACAACACUUCUCAGCACUAGUAAAAUCAAGGACUUUACGUAUACAAAAGGAACUAUGACGUAUAAAAUAUAUAAACUUGAUUUCCAAGGAGCUGGCAGAUCCGUUCCACUUUCUAUACUCAUGUUAAGUUACCCAAUAGAAAACACAGCAAAUAUUACUGAAGGUCCAAUUACAGACGAAGCUUCACUCACAAAUAUAAAACAUGGCAUAGAAGAAUCAUUAGAUUCAUCGACAGACAUCGAAAUUCUAAGAGCAUCCUUUGUCCCAGUAACAACAUCUACGGCCAAGGCUUUACCUGUAGAACGACGCCUUCGUCGGGAGCGGCAAAAAAAAUACGUACUUGUUGUCAUCAUACGGUUCAUUUUUAUAUUUUCCACAUGUGAUCGUCGUUGUCAGCAGAACACUCUGAUGCCCAUAAUCGAUCAUAUACGUCCACCGCCGAAAAUUAUUAUAAUAGGCAUCGCCUUUAUAUUACCAAAACCAACCAUACACACAAUUCAAAGUUCUACACAGACAUCCGAUAUAGCGACAACAACACCGAAAACAACAAAAAUUCCAACAACAUCAAAACAAACAACUGCAACCCCAGGAACUUCAACAAUACAAAUAACAGGAACUUCAACAAUAAAAAUAACAGGACCUUCAACAACAACAAUAUCAGGCACAACAACAACAAUACCAGGCACAACAACAACAGCAGCAUCAGGCACAACAACAACAGCAGCAUCAGACACAACAACAACAGCAGCAUCAGACACGACAACAACAGUAUCAGGCACAACAACAACAACAAUAUCAGGCACAACAACAACAAUACCAGGCACAACAACAACAGUAUCAGGCACAACAACAACAGCAGCAUCAGACACAACAACAACAGCAGCAUCAGACACGACAACAACAGUAUCAGGCACAACAACAACAGUAUCAGGCACAACAACAACAGUAUCAGACACGACAACAACAGUAUCAGAUACAACAACAACAGCAUCAGACACGACAACAACAGUAUCAGAUACAACAACAGUAUCAGACACGACAACAACUGUAUCAGAUACAACAACGACAGUAUCAGAUACAACAACAACAACAGCAUCAGACACAACAACAACAGUAUCAGACACGACAACAACUGUAUCAGAUACAACAACAACAACAUCAGACACAACAACAACAGUAUCAGAUACAACAACAACUGUAUCAGACACGACAACAACAGUAUCAGAUACAACAGCAACAGUAUCAGAUACAACAACAACAGCAUCAGACACGACAACAACAGUAUCAGAUACAACAACAACAGUAUCAGACACGACAACAACUGUAUCAGAUACAACAACAACAGUAUCAGAUACAACAACAACAACAGCAUCAGACACAACAACAACAGUAUCAGAUACAACAAUGACAGCAUCAGACACAACAACAACAGUAUCAGACACGACAACAACUGUAUCAGAUACAACAACAACAGCAUCAGACACAACAACAACAGUAUCAGAUACAACAACAACUGUAUCAGACACGACAACAACAGUAUCAGAUACAACAGCAACAGUAUCAGACACGACAACAACUGUAUCAGAUACAACAACAACAGCAUCAGACACAACAACAACUGUAUCAGACACGACAACAACUGUAUCAGAUACAACAACAACAGCAUCAGACACAACAACAACAGUAUCAGAUACAACAACAACUGUAUCAGACACGACAACAACAGUAUCAGAUACAACAG
This is a messenger RNA of Rotaria sp. Silwood2, 1903 nucleotides long. The record is from the annotation of a GenBank genome assembly. Lineage: Eukaryota; Metazoa; Rotifera; Eurotatoria; Philodinida; Philodinidae.